AUGCUUCUCAAUAGCAUAGCCCUUGUCGCGUCUUUCCUCGCUGGGUCUGUCUCCUCUGUCACGGCCCUCGGAUCCUCUUGUACCGCCGCACUUGGAUCAGGAAGCGCCGCGGCUGGUGAUCCUUACUGGCAGGAGAGCAUCACUCACCAGGGCACCGCGCCGUACGCCGAGUCGGGAUACAAGGUCUUCCGCAACGUCAAAGACUACGGUGCGGUGGGAGACGGAGUUCACGACGACACUUCGGCGAUCAACGCGGCAAUCACGGACGGAGACCGAUGUGGCUCGGGAUGUGCUGGGACCACACUGACGCCUGCUACGGUGUACUUCCCCCAGGGUACUUAUCUCGUCAGCGCACCGCUCAUCGCGUACUACUACACCGAGCUCGUCGGCGAUGCCAAAGUCCUGCCGACAUUGAAGGCGUCAGCCAGCUUUGCCGGGAUUGCCGUCAUCGAUGUUGACCCAUACAUUGACGGAGGCAAUGGUGCCGAGUGGUAUGUGAACCAGAACAACUUCUAUCGGAGCGUGCGCAACUUCAGGAUCGACUUGACUGCAGCUGCGUCGAGUACGGGAUUACACUGGCAGCUAUCUCAGGCGACAUCGCUCUACAACAUCGUCUUCGAUAUGACGACAGGUGGGCAACAACAGGGAAUAUACAUGGAGAACGGAUCUGGAGGCUUCAUGGGCGACCUGGUCUUCAACGGAGGGAAAUACGGCGCGUACUUCGGCAACCAGCAGUUCACGGCUCGUAACUUGACUUUUAACAACGCGAACACGGCUGUCUAUGCGAACUGGAACUGGGGCUGGACAUUCCAGGGCCUUACAAUCAACAACGCGCAGGUUGGAUUCGAGGUCAACAUUGGCGACGUCAGCGGGACACCUCAGGGCGUGGGAGCGGAGGCCAUCAUUGAUGCGGUCGUGACCAACACUCCCGUGUUCCUCCAGCGCACCAAGACCCAAAGCACCCUUGACGGGUCUAUCGUCCUCUCUAACAUCAAGCUGACGAGCGUCCCGACUGCUGUGGGCGUCGACGACGGAACCGUUCUUCUCGCUGGUGGCACCACGACCAUCGACACCUGGAUCCAGGGCAACGUCUUCUCGGGUUCCAGUUCAACGGCCACCUACACGACGGGCAGUGCCGCCGCAAUCAACAAGCCUUCGUCUUUACUUGACUCUGGCCGCAUUUUCAGCAAGGGCCGCCCUACUUACGCCAACUACGCCGUUAGCGAAUUCGUCAGUGUGAAGGACGAGGGCGCAAAGGGAGACGCUACGACUGAUGAUACUGCAGCGCUGCAGGCAGUAUUCGACAAGUACGCCGGCUGCAAGAUCAUCUACUUCGAUGCCGGUAUCUACAUCGUGUCGUCGACGCUCAAGAUCCCCGCGGGUGUGCAGAUCGUCGGAGAGGCAUGGACUACGAUAAUGGGCAGCGGAGACGCGUUCUCGUCAAUUGACGACCCCAGUGUUGUCGUCCAGGUCGGCACCGAGGGCUCCACUGGCAUCGCCGAGAUCUCCUCGAUCCUCUUCACCACGCGUGCUCCCGCCGGCGGUGCUAUCCUUGUCGAGUGGAAUGUACACGACCCGUCCGGAAACCAAGGAGCGGCUGGCAUGUGGGACACUUUGUUCCGUCUUGGAGGCGCUAAGGGCACGAACAUGCAAACAGACCAGUGCGGUAACCUGCUUGGUGCCAACACGUCCCCAAGCUGCCAGGCCGCAUUCCUCGGACUUCAUCUGACCAAGUCUUCGAGCGCAUACCUCGAGAGCACUUGGGUGUGGCUGGCUGACCAUGAUGUCGAGGGCGGAACGAACGUUACGCUGUUCAGCGGUCGCGGUAUCCUCUCUGAGAGCCAGGGUCCCGUCUGGCUGAUCGGUACUGCAUCCGAGCACCACGUUCUUUACCAAUACAACAUUGCCAACGCUGCGAACCACUACAUCGGACUUGCGCAGACCGAGACCGCAUACUUCCAGCCGACCCCCAAGGGUCCCACUCCCUUCACGGUCGAGUCCGCUUACAGCGACCCCGACCUCCCAAGCGACGGCAUGGGGUGGGGCAUGAACAUCGUCAACUCGAAGGAUAUCCUCAUUUUCGGCGCUGGCUUCUACAGCUGGUACGACAACUACGAUGGAUCUUGCGUGACGCCGCUCGAGUGCCAGACACAGAUGUUCAACAUCGACUCUGCGAGCACUGACAUCGGCGUCUACUCGUUGAACACCGUUGGCACCAGUGGCUCGCUCAGCGUGAAUGGUGCCGUUGUUAUCCAAGCCGCGCCGCUCCAAAAUGGCCUGUCCAACACUGCGACGGUGUGGACCUCGAGCUAG
This is a messenger RNA of Peniophora sp. CBMAI 1063, 2313 nucleotides long. The record is from the annotation of a GenBank genome assembly. NCBI's taxonomy places the organism in Eukaryota, Fungi, Basidiomycota, Agaricomycetes, Russulales, Peniophoraceae.